AUGGCAUACAGUGCGGCGGGGCAGGUGCUUCUUAGAAAGUGCGUGUGUUCUGUGCGCAGUGCAGAGCUGUGGGAGAGCUCUCGUAUGAAAAGACAAAAAAUUUGGCGCGCUAUGCAGAGCACAGAAUACUCAGAAGAGCUGCAGACAACGGUCUCCCGCUUCAAGCACCCAGCAGAGAUGAAUGCAGAAGAGAAGCGCGUGAUUGAUCGAAGCAGCACGCUGCUGCUGUGCAGUGUGCCCACCCAGGGGUCCGUACAGGAAGCAGCCUUCUACCUGGCAAACCACUACUGGCUGCACGAAAGCCUGUUUGCGCCGCAGCUGCACGACUACGACUGCUAUCUGGCGCAGAAGUACGCGAUCAACAACGCGCUAAUGUGUAUCCUGUUCAGCAUCCACGACAGCCACGAGAUGCUCGCGUCUCUCAAGGAGAAAAAGAGCCAUGCGCAUCUGAAGGCGCUCUUCUACCGGAUAAUAGAGAGGAAGCUCACGCGAUGGACAAACGUGUACAUCACGAUCCGAAGCAGGCGGGAGAGCGCGUCCUGCGUGUACACGGAUAUCCUGCACCAACUGUGCGCUCUGCGGCUGUGCCGGAUGCUCGUGCGAGAGAAGAGGUACUGGGGCCGCCUGCUGGAGGAGGUGCAGGGCGUGUUUGUGCGGGAGGGCCGGGAGAUAGAGGCGCCAGAAAUCCCUGCAAUUGAGCUGAGGCGCCUAACCGGGGACUUCUCCUGCGCAAACGAGUUUCUUCUGGACCUCCGAAGACAGUGCUGCGAGACACUGCGCGCACAGCCAGGGACAGGAUUGACCUUUCUGCAGGCGCGCAGCGCGUUCCAGCUGAAGUGGAUUGUGGGGAAGUGGAGCAGCACGCCCAUGCUGACAGACAUAGUGUGGCUGUACCAGGACGUCUUUGACGAAAAGCUCUGGCAGACAUUCAGGACGACCACGCAGGAGAGCUAUCCCGCGCUGCGGAGCGCAUUGGACGCGUACAGGAAGGGCGUGCUGGGGAAAGAGAGAGCGGUGAUGGAGGGCGCGCGCGGGAGGUACUACGCAGUGGCGAAGCGGUGGUAUCUGCGGGCGUUUGAAAAGAAGAGCGGGGAGGACCCUCUGUUCCGGGAGUAUCUGGGAAUGCUGGCCACGUCUAUUGAGGGAGACAAGACAGCGCCCAGCCCGUUCACAAGCAUGAGGCGCGGGCGGAAGCAAAAGGACGGCCCUGUGCAGUUUACAAACGCAGAGCACAUGCCGGUGGAAGAAGACAGACGUGUUGUGGCGUACCGCACUUUGGAGGAGGGCGAGUGCAUGUGCGUGAGCGUGCGGUAUGUGGUGUUCAGCACAGUUCUGUCCUGGCAGAGCAGAGCGCGCUCGCUGCAGAGGGGGGUGUACGCCUUUUCGCGAAGCAGGACAAACGCAGUGCCUGACCUGAUGGAAGGAAAGACUGUUUUCCAGGCGGGCAUCAUGCUGUGCCUCUUCCUUCUUUCGGUGCAGGCGCUGACCAAGUACAAGCACUACACGCAGUGCACAGGGUACGUGAUCACUCGACACAUCUUCUAG
Nematocida ausubeli is the source of this 1545-nucleotide messenger RNA. RefSeq lists its product as uncharacterized. The coding region runs from base 1 to 1545 and encodes 514 amino acids. The transcript has a single exon. The record is from RefSeq and is a predicted model, not a curated record. NCBI's taxonomy places the organism in Eukaryota, Fungi, Microsporidia.